AUGAAAAAGAAGACACACCAACAACAACAUCACGGCACGAACAGUGGUGGUAGUAAUGGUUCAGCAGUGCAUCAUCAUCAUAGAAAACCACCGACUCAUCCCCACAGCAACAAUACCGUUAACAGCACCAACAACAACAACAACACUCAUCGCAAUGGCACCAACAACACGCAGCAUCAUGGAAGAACCAAACCGCACAGCCAUAACAACGCCCAAAAAGCGUUUUCAAAACAGCAACCAAACACCUCAACAACAGUAGCACCAUCCAUCGUUGCUAGUGUUGCUUCAACUACUACUGCAACAACAACAACAAUGAAUGGUUCCACUCCCUCGAACAUAACGUCAGGCUCUUCAUCAUCCAAUGUCCUUAUAGGGGACAAACCGCUCGAACCCUAUCUCAACGACUUGUUCUCAGCUCUAGUGAAUGGUACCAAAGCUUCUAACAACUUGCCUUCCAAUCAAGACUUUGAAUUCUUGUCGAGCCAUUUUCCUGAAUUCAGAGGAGCCAUGGAUGAGAGUGCCUCUUCGCUACGUACCACGUUGUCCUCUUUUUUUGGGUCGGGUCAAAGGAUGAUCAAUUCAGCCAUGCUCGAGGAGGAUCCAGAAAUCAUGUUCGAGUCGACUGUUGAUUUAUUGGAUCAAUAUUUUGAAAAUGUAGAUAUUGCUCUUGAUGAGAUGGAGUUGAAUGCAACAGAAAGUGUUGGAGUGAAUCCUUCACUUGCGAAUGGAUCGUUGAAUUCACACUCGUCCUCCACUCUUCAAGAUCCACACACUUCCCUCAAAUCCAUGAGUCGGCCACAAUUGAAAUGGAACGAUAUUGAUAACUCGAAUCAACCAUUUGUUCCCAAAUUGAAGACAAAACCCAAUGCUUUUGUUGCAACACUAGAGCAAUCUCUAAGCAUUGGAUCUUUGGAUGAACAAGAUGAAAAGACACGUUCUUUCCAAACAUUUGAACAAUCGACCUUGCCUCCCUUCCCAUUUCGUCUUGGAGUCGGAAAUGGUGUUGGUGGAGAGCCAGUUCGUGAAAGUCGUCCACAUCCCUAUCUUCCUGAAUUGCUGAGUCUCGAGUUUAUGCCCUCUCAAUACAAACCACCUGAAGGUAUUGCUCCAUUUUCAAAAUUAGAUGAUUCAUCUUGUACUUGGAUCAGUACUGUAGAUGAUCUCCAUCGAUUGGCCAGCUUAUUAGAGGCCCAAGAUGCAUUUGCCAUUGAUUUGGAACAACAUAGUUAUCGCUCCUUCCAAGGAUUUGUUUGUCUCAUGCAAAUUUCAACGAGAAAUGAAGACUUUCUCAUUGAUACCAUUGAAUUGAGACAACAUAUGCACAUUUUGAAUUCAUCCUUUACUCAUCCAAAGAUUGUAAAAGUGAUGCACGGUUCAGAUUGUGACAUUGUGUGGUUACAACGUGAUUUUGGUAUUUACGUUGUCAACUUAUUCGACACUGGUCAAGCAUGCAGAGUGUUAACACAUCCAGGUUGUUCUUUGGCCUAUCUUCUCAAACAUUAUUGUGGCAUUGAGGCAGAUAAGAAGUAUCAAUUGGCAGAUUGGAGAGUGAGACCUUUACCGAGCGAAAUGGUGAAAUAUGCACGUGAGGAUACUCAUUAUUUGCUUUACAUUUACGAUCGAUUGAGACAUGACAUGUUUUUUAAACCAAAUUUAUCUUCGAGCGUCUCUGGUGUUGAAAGAAUGGAAGAGGUGUUAGUGAGAUCGAGAGAAUUGUGUAUGAGAAGAUAUGAAAAGGAACUUUUCACUGAAACCUCCUAUCUUGGACUCAUCAACAAAUUCACACGAAGCAUUAGGAACAUUAACGAAAAGGUCAUUCGCGUGCUCUACAAGUGGAGAGAUACUGUUGCAAGAAAGGAUGACGAAAGCGUUCGUUAUGUGCUGCCCGAUCACAUGAUACUCUCCAUUGCCGAACAGACACCAACGGAGGUGAGCAAAUUGUUGACUUGUUGUAAUCCUGUUCCAAAGCUAGUACGUCGUGACGCUAAGGUAAUUGUCAAUCUCAUUAGUAAGGCGUUGAACGAUGGUGACUCGACGGUAGAGCCAACUUUCUCAACUCCCAGUAAGAUUCCUGAAGAUCACUACAUUAAUCAACAUGCAAAGCCAUCCUUUGAAUUGGAAUCGCCCAUUUUUAAUCCUCAUUACAAGACUCCUUCUCGAAUGAGCCCUGUCAUGAACAGUGAUGAGUUAUAUAAUAUUGCUGGAUGGGUUGAAUCUAAAAACUUUUAUCCAUCGUCAUCGAUAUCCAAACUUUCAUUUUCUGAAGAGGACCAUGAAGCUUUGGAUUCAUUACCUUUUGAACCUCCACAAUUGACACAGCAACAUCGAUCCGUGAAUGUGACACCCAGUAAGAGUUCACUCUUCUUCCCAUCAUCGAUGAGUUUCCCAACAUCCACCAUGGCAUCUCACAAUCAAGAAAAGAUCUCCAAAAUCAUGUCAUCAUUCUCACUAGGUCAACAACCUUCUUCAUUCAAGAAUGAUACAUCCAUGAUGAGUCUUGUGGAUGAUGACGACGACAUGCAGUUUUUGUCCAAAGGUCAGCCACAAGAUCAAAUGGACACCACUUCGAGCUUCCUUCUCAAUCAAGCGGAUCAAGCAAGCACACCCAAUCAUUCCUCUAAGAAGCCACCAGCAUCUGUACGUAUCACUCCUGAAGAGGAGAGAGUCCCAUCGAGUCUUAAUGAAAUUUACAUGCUCUCUCAAAAGAAUCGAAAGAAGAACAAGCAAUGUAAAAAGAAGAAACUCAAACAGGACUCUGUUUCAGAUCCUUCUCCUGCAUUUAUUGGAAGUGAAGGAGGAGGUGAUGGCACGGAUGAUGCUCCACACCAGCCAUCUUCAGUGAAUACAACAACAACCACUGGUAUGGACUUGACUCAAAAACCAGUGGAUUUUAUGAAGAAGAUUGGAUGGUUGGGAGCUGAGGAGGAAUUGUCAGCUUCUGAAGAAGAAAAGGAAGAAGAACAAGAAGUGAAUGCAUCUGUACAAGUGAAGGUUCCUAGUUUUAGCAAGCCAAACAUGAAUGUGAGAAAGAAACCCUCGAAAAACUAUAUAUUCUCUAAGCAAAACAAGUAUUAA
Molecule: messenger RNA, 3075 nt
Organism: Naegleria lovaniensis
Lineage: Eukaryota; Heterolobosea; Eutetramitea; Acrasida; Naegleriidae
Exons: 1
Coding region: 1-3075 (1024 amino acids)
Biological process (GO): TRAMP-dependent tRNA surveillance pathway; poly(A)-dependent snoRNA 3'-end processing; nuclear polyadenylation-dependent CUT catabolic process
Cellular component (GO): nuclear exosome (RNase complex); nucleolus
Molecular function (GO): 3'-5'-RNA exonuclease activity; nucleic acid binding; nucleotide binding
Source: RefSeq, a predicted model, not a curated record